Marchantia polymorpha subsp. ruderalis is the source of this 1769-nucleotide messenger RNA. NCBI's taxonomy places the organism in Eukaryota, Viridiplantae, Streptophyta, Marchantiopsida, Marchantiales, Marchantiaceae. The record is from the annotation of a GenBank genome assembly.
UAGAUGUUGUAAGAGCACACACAUCGCCAUAACUUACUUACAGUGCAAACGAGACGACCGGAACUUCAGAAACGCACGGGGCAAGACCUGUCCGUCUGCAGCGUGAUGGAAUUUGAGAAGCCGGUUGCUCAUUGUCGACCCACGGUGGCGAUAGAGAAGCAUGCGGCCUUGCAGUGAAUUAUCUAGCAGCAGACUGCUGGAAUUCUCUAGAGCAUCGUUAUUUCCAGCUUUCAGCUUGAUGGAAAUUUGAGCUGCUUGAAUUGUAUUCCUCGGCCGUUUGUUUUGUCUUCAGUUACUGACUCCCCAGACGAGAACUGAAGAAGCUGCAUCGUUCUAUCACCGGACCUUAACUUUUUUGAGACGACGUCUGAAAUGUGUGAUUUCAUCAGAACUCAAGCGCUUCUCAACACGUCAUGCUCAAUGUGGGUGUGUGGCGGACUGCAAUCUGGCGGCGCUUGCUCGCAUGGGUUUAGAUCACCGUCUUUAGCUUUCAGGAUGACCUCGUCCUCCACUUCGAGCCGUGGGCCAUCGGGACACAGUUGGACCACAUCGGGGAGCAGAGUGAGAAAUGGCAGCAGAUUUAGACACUUGGUCAGAGCUUCUGUACUUGGACCAGAGUUGAGUUAUGAGCUGGCUGAUCAAAUCAAUGCCUGGAUAAUACCAGCUCCACCGGAGCCGGUUCAAUUCCCCCGGAAAACUCUCAAUUUGAAGUUCGCAGUUCUGCUCAUGCGUUCGGCAUACGAAGCUGUGGACGAUUUGGACUUCAUUCCCAUGAACAAAUUCCAAGUGAAAUUUUGGAAGCUGAGGCAGAGCGAGUUGGAGCCUUACACUUUGCAGUACAAACCUCUGCGCGUGAAAUAUGGCGACCUCACAGAUCCUCUGUAUUUCGACUUCAUCAGCUUCGCACAAUUUGCAACCAUCUCCAAGGAAAUUCAGACCGGCGAGGUUGUGUUUCAGGAGAAGCUUGGUGCGAGUGGAGAGCUGCAAACUGUGAGGAGGGAUGCAAGCCUGGUCGAUAAUGCCAAGUUGCCUACGGCUUUCAUCGAGCGGGCUGGGAAUAUCAUCUACGAGCGACUGCUGGAAGGAUUUGAGGACGAUUCCUUCAACGCUCCUCCUCCCUUAUCGGAAGAUUCUAGCUUCAGCGUGGUUGUGCAAAAUGUACAAAAACUGCUGCAAAUUCUCGUGGACCAAGGGUAUGCCCUGAAGGCGGUUGUUGAUGAGGUGGAGUCAUUUACUGAUUCGCGUGGUGGCAAAUUCAGGGUGAAGGUGGAUGGUAGUGCCACGCUCUGGGGACUGCAAACAUUGGUGAGUCGCAGAGCGCUCGUCUUAUCGAACUUCGAUGCAUUGGCCGUGGGAGGGUUUCUUCGAGCCUGCAAAAGACACGCCACUUACAAGAUCCGAUGUUCUGACACUUCCGUAGAAGAGUUGUGGACCGUGACGUGACUCACAUAAUCAUUGUACAAACUCUUCGGGAAUCGCUGCUUGACCAUUGUGUUUGUUAGCAAUUACAGUGUCACUUGCAUCCAUUGCUAUGAGUCGCAGAAAACGAAGAUACUCUUGGACUCUGACCAUGAGACGCUUUAUCUCAACUGGAAAUGUACAAAAGCAUGAAAGGUUUCAGAUUUUGGGGACUUUGUCAGCUCUGAUGCCGAUUUAACGAAUGAAGGCAAACAUAUCUUCCUCGUAAGAUCUGCAUUAUGCUAUCAACACACGCAUCGAAAGUCUCCAGCUAGUCGAUCAAAUGAUUUGAUCAUCCAGCAUGCAUAUGA